Galdieria sulphuraria is the source of this 2051-nucleotide messenger RNA. Its product is annotated as ornithine decarboxylase. Gene Ontology annotation, molecular function: ornithine decarboxylase activity. The record is from RefSeq and is a predicted model, not a curated record. The transcript has a single exon. Gene Ontology annotation, cellular component: cytoplasm. Lineage: Eukaryota; Rhodophyta; Bangiophyceae; Galdieriales; Galdieriaceae. Bases 405 to 2021 code for a protein of 538 amino acids.
ACAAAUUUGGAUUGUCGAUCAUUUAAAUAGGAACGUUCCUCUGUUCACAGGCUUAUUUCGUUUUUGGGUUUCGUUUGUUGACUGCUUGUUGUGGUUGCACUCUUGUUGUUUGUGCUCAACUACCUGUGCAAUUUUUCUUUUCAUUUCAAAAGUUUUGUUGCGUGUUUUCAACUAUUAAGCGUAUCCAGUUUGGAAACCUCUUUUUGUGAAGGCAUGUACUGUAGUUUCGAUGGACCCACUGUCUGUUUUUAAGUUAUUUAUUGGUUUGCGAAGUAUUUACGCAAGCUAUUCUUUUUGGAAAUUACCAAAACCGUUUGCCUUCGACAAUUAGUGAGACCUUUGGGUUUCAGCUGUACAGAAAGUUUUGUUUCUUGACGAUAGAAAAAUUUUGUUUUUAGUCUACAAUGAAGAUAGUCACGUCUGACUGUGACCAUAAUUUGAUACAAUUUCCUAACACGUGGUUGGAGGAGGUAUCAGACUUUUCUGAGGGAUCAUCUGUUUUGAGUGGAGCUGAGCAAGUGGUUCCUUGUAGCUUUGACGCCAGUCAGAUCGUCAAACAAGACAAUUUUGAACCUUGUACUUCUGCAGUUACCGUUGUUCCAGUCAUUCCAAUAAGUCCUAUAGUGUCAAGGAGUCCUUCUCCUGCAUCUCGAAAGUCUGAAAGCAACUUUGACUUCAACUAUAAUAAUGAACAAAAUGGCAAAGCAGUGAGUGGUGUAGAGUUGCUCAAAACGAGUGAUAUCGUGGACAACCUUACAAAUUCGUUGUAUCAUUGUGCGAAACCAGUCUUUAACGCCGCGGCUGGGACUCCUAUCGAGUCUGUACUGAGUGAAUUUAUUCAAAGGGGCGAAGAAAGUGCAUUCUACCUGGUGGAUCUAGGAUCUAUUAUCAUGAAAUAUUUCGAGUUUGUUCGACAACUUCCUAGGAUAAAGCCACAUUAUGCUGUCAAGUGCAACCCGGAUGAGAGAGUCAUUCUUAUUUUGGCCAAGCUUGGUUGCAAUUUUGAUUGUGCGUCUAAAGCAGAAAUUAGCCUAGUCAAUUCUUGUGGUGUCUCAAGUGACCGUAUUAUAUAUGCCAAUCCAUGUAAACCGGAAAAGCAUCUAAGAUAUGCAAUAGAGCAUGGAGUAGACUGGGUGACAUUUGACAAUAAGGAUGAAUUGGAAAAGAUUAGUAGGGUUUCACCCAAGAUAAGGGCAGUUUUGCGUAUUGCUACGGAAGAUCAUGAUUCUCUCUGUCCACUGAGUACAAAAUUUGGUGCUCUACCUGAUGAAGUAACGGAACUUUUAUUGUUAGCUAAGUAUCUUGGUGUUCAUGUAGAAGGUGUCGCUUUCCAUGUAGGUUCCGGUUGUCGAUCGGUGCAGACCUAUAUCCGAGCACUUUAUCAGGCCCGCGAAAUUUUCAAUCUUGCUGAAAGUCUUGGUAUGGAACCUUUCCGCUUAUUGGAUAUUGGUGGUGGUUUUCCAGGUUAUGAUGGAGAGUCCCCGAUAACAUUUUACAAUAUCUGCUGCGGAAUCAGAGAUACUAUAGAUUCUCUUUUUCCUAUUGAUCAGGUGAAAGUUAUAGCGGAACCUGGACGAUAUUUUGUUUCAUCAGCCUUCACUCUUGUCACCAGAAUCAUUGCUCGUCGAUUUCGAACUCAAAUACAGGAAGGAGGCAAUAGUUUUCUGAAAGCAGGUUUUUGUCUACAAGAGGAUAUUUCUCACUCAGACCUUGUCGCUGAUUAUUAUAUCGAUGAUGGUGUUUAUGGCUCAUUUCGGGAUGUAGUGUCACUUGGUGUUGCAUUUUAUCCAAAGACAUUUACAUGUUCGAAUGCUGCCAUUGACUAUUCACGGUUUAUACGGAGUUGUGUGUUUGGACCUACUUGUGACUCGAUUGACUGUAUUAUUCGCAACUAUCCCUUACCUAUUUUGGAAGUGGGUGAUUGGUUAUAUUUUACCAACAUGGGUGCCUAUACAGUUAGUCUUGCCAGUUCUUUCAAUGGCUUUUCUUGUCCAAGUAUCAAAUAUGUUUGUGCUUUGUAGUGCAUAGAAAUUUGUGUCGUAGUUGGAUAU